This is a messenger RNA of Neoarius graeffei (lesser salmon catfish), 4981 nucleotides long. It is a transcript of the gene agps, whose product is annotated as alkylglycerone phosphate synthase. NCBI's taxonomy places the organism in Eukaryota, Metazoa, Chordata, Actinopteri, Siluriformes, Ariidae. The coding region runs from base 67 to 1962 and encodes 631 amino acids. The record is from RefSeq and is a predicted model, not a curated record. Gene Ontology annotation, biological process: lipid biosynthetic process. The transcript is spliced from 20 exons. Gene Ontology annotation, molecular function: FAD binding; alkylglycerone-phosphate synthase activity.
ACCCGUCUAGGAGCGGGCUGACCUCUGACAGAGCACCGCUUUCCGGCCCGCAAAUACGGAAGCAGCAUGGCGUCAAACACCGACAUCUCCGAGCGCCAAAGAAGCGCGCGACAAAGACUGAGCAUUAUAGCCGGCCAUUUGCAGAAAACCGAGCAGAAUGAACACACGGCGUUAUCCGCGCAUGAGUGUAAAGCCGAGGCGGCCAGGUCCAACGCUGCUAAAGUGACCGCGGUGCCGAAAAGAAGGCAAGAAAUAAUGAAGUGGAAUGGCUGGGGUUACAGUGAUUCCCGGUUUCUCUUUAACAAGAAAGGCCAGGCAGAGUUCACAGGCAAAAGGUAUCGGUUAAGUGGUCUGAUUCUCCCCAGCCUGAAGGACUGGUUUGAGGGUACAUUUGGUGCCAACUUGCAACAUAAAACCCCAGCUACAGCCACUUUGAAUGUGAGUGCGGUCCCACCCCCUAACCUGAACGAGCUGUUUGUGGAGGAGGUAAAGGCUGCCGGUGUGGCCCUGUCAGCUGACCCAGAGGACCGAGUGUUCCGCUCUCAUGGUCACUGCCUACAUGAGAUCUUUGCUCUGAGGGAGGGGAGAAUUGGCAAAAUACCAGACCUGGUUGUUUGGCCAAGCUGUCACGAUGAUGUAGUGAAGAUUGUGGAGCUGGCCUGCAAGCACAAUGUGUGUUUGAUACCAUAUGGAGGUGGUACGAGUGUGUCCAGCGCUCUAGAGUGCCCCCCAGAGGAAGUUCGAUCCAUUGUCUCUCUAGACACCUCUCAGAUGAACCGAAUAUUGUGGAUUGAUGACAAAAACCUAACGGCCCAUGUAGAGGCUGGCAUCAUUGGCCAGGAUCUGGAAAGGCAGCUGAAUGAGAGCGGCUUUUGCACUGGACACGAGCCUGACUCGAUGGAAUUUAGCUCUCUUGGAGGCUGGGUGGCUACACGUGCAUCAGGCAUGAAGAAAAACAUCUAUGGCAACAUCGAAGACCUGGUGGUACAUAUAAAGAUGGUGACCCCUAGAGGUGUGAUUGAGAAGAGCUGCCAGGGUCCCCGACUGUCCACUGGACCGGACAUCCACCAUUUCAUCCUGGGUUCUGAAGGUACACUGGGUGUGGUCACAGAGGUGACGAUGAAGAUCCGUCCAAUCCCCGAAUAUCAGAAAUAUGGCUCUAUUGUCUUCCCAAACUUCCAGCAGGGCGUGGCUUGUCUGCGGGAGGUGGCUAAACAGAGAUGUGCUCCAGCUUCUAUUCGACUGAUGGACAAUGAGCAGUUCCAGUUUGGUCACGCUCUUAAGCCUCAAGUGUCCUCCAUCUUCACGUCGUUUUUGGAUGGGCUGAAAAAAUUUUACAUCACAAAGUUUAAAGGCUUUGAUCCCCAUCACCUGUGUGUGGCCACUCUGCUGUUUGAAGGAGAUCGGGAGAAGGUGUUGCAGCAUGAGAAACAGGUUUACGACAUUGCUGCCAAAUUUGGGGGCCUGGCAGCAGGAGAGGAUAAUGGACAGAGAGGAUACAUGCUCACCUUCGUCAUUGCUUACCUGCGGGAUUUGGGGAUGGAUUAUUACGUGAUAGGCGAAUCAUUUGAGACGUCCGUGCCUUGGGAUAGAGUUUUGGACCUGUGCAGAAAUGUAAAGGAGAGGAUCGUGAGAGAGUGUAAAGAGAAAGGAGUGCAGUUUCCAGCACUGGCUACAUGCAGGGUAACACAGACAUAUGACGCUGGUGCAUGUGUGUAUUUCUACUUUGCCUUCAACUAUAGAGGUCUCAGUGAGCCAAUACAUGUCUAUGAACAAGUGGAGCACGCAGCCCGAGAGGAGAUUCUAGCCAAUGGGGGAAGCCUGAGUCACCAUCACGGAGUGGGCAAGCUGCGGAAGGAGUGGAUGAGGGAGACUGUCUCCAGUGUGGGUCUGGGCAUGCUCAAGUCCGUAAAGGACUAUGUGGACCCCAACAACAUAUUUGGCAACAGAAACCUCCUGUAACACCACUUUUAAAAAGCCCACGGUUUUUGGUCCCCCCCCCCCCCCCCCCCCCCCAACACACAGUCCUAUUGGAAUCGAGGCAUAGUACAAGCAAUUUCUAUGUAUGCAAGACAAGCAGUGAUUUUCUUUUCAGCUUUUGAUCAAAUAUCUAAUUCUAUUCCAGUACCUUUCCACAAAACUCAGCAGAAGACAAAACGCUUCCCGCCCUCUGUCUCCUCCCCCUCUCCACCCCCUUCUUCACAUUUCAGUUAUACUGCUGUGAGAAAGGUGAAAGUUCAAACAUGACGUCUGACGAGUCCCAAUCUUUUAUUGCAAUUUAUUUAUUUUAUUUUUUUUCCAGCUUCACAAAUCCAUCGACUGCCAAUGAGAAGUUGCCUUUCACAGAAAGUUAGGUCAAAGAAACUGAUUACGAAACACUGAUUAUAUAAAGAUGUUUUGUUUACCCGCUUCCCUGUUGAACUCAUUUUUCAUUUCUUGCUGAUCUUGCCAACUUUGGCUUGAUCUGACUUUUGAUAUAUUAAAUGAAAGUAUGUUCCUGUGUAGUUUGUGCGUGACACUACUUUAGUGUUGACUGCAUUGUGCUUUUUAAAAGCAGUGUGCCUUCUCUUUCUGUCUGUCUGGGUGUUGGCCUUGCCAAAAAAAAAAGUGAGACUCCAUUUAAACGUCUGCGGUCUCUUCACACAGCUCCUUUGGACCUCUGCAGUUCCUUAUAUUUCCCUUUUGCCUUUUCUAACUGUCUGUUCCAACUUUUUUGCCAGGGUCUUUGUCUAUACACUUGGAUGUUUUAUCUACAGCCCUUCCCGAUAUUUUGAAAUGUUUGUAUAGAUGUGUCUGUUCAUUGUGCAGCGUAGGAAACGUGUGUCCAUUCUCACAGGAGUUCCACCUUGCUCCUGCAGAUUUAAAAAAAAAAAAAAAACUUGCUCUAGCAUGGUGAAAGCAUCAAAGUUCCUGAUUCUUUCCUGUCUGUGUAGUAUGCUUUAUCAUGGUGUCCAUGAAGAGACCAGGCCUGAGUUUCCCAAAAGCGUCGCAGCACAAAGAUAAUCGUUAAAUGGUAGCGCAAGCUGCACAAUGAACACUCUCUCUCUCCUAGUUAAGAUGCUCUUAGCGUUAAGAGGCUUUUGGGAAACCCACCCCAGUUCAGUUUGGUUUCUUAGUGUUUCAUAAUGAAAGUGUGAGACCCUUGUCCUCCUACCAAAGACUUUCAGCCUUUCAGUCCUUUAGCUAUAUGCAUUUCAUACACCUGUAAAUUGAAUAUAGAUCAUAUAUCACAUGCAUAUAUUUGUUUAUAAAUGAUCAUCCAAGAGUUACCAUGAUGUGUGUGUGUUUUCAGCACAGCAUAUGCAAAAUGUAAGAGAUGAUCUGUAAAUAUUAGGGAUUUAAUCACUUCAUCUAGUACUAAUGUUUGUCCAAGCUCACAAAGAAGCCUGGCUAUGGAUGUUAAGUAGACAUUUUGUGGAUUUUCAGCUGCUGUGUGAAAAGGUGGCUGUCUGAACGCAUCAAGAUUUCCUAAUGUCUCUAAGGAUGAAGUCGUGUGUUCUUGUUACUUAUGAGUUACUUAUGAUUUGCCUUCUCAAUCAAAAUCUAUUUCUGCACUUAUUUGGCUUUUGCGCUCUCUCUCUCUCUCUCUCUCUCUCUCUCUCUCUCUCUCUCUCUCUCAGCCUUUCUCACCCUUAAAGGAAAACUCCAGUUUUUCAACCUAAUGUCUGUCCACUAAAUGUGUAGCAUAUUUACCACAAACAAGAAUGGGGGAAAAAAUUACUCAAGUCACUUUAUGAAGUCCAAGGGCAAGUGUUCCAAUUCUUAUUAUUGUCCAUCCAUGAGCUAAAAUGUUAAUAUAUAGCACAAUUUGCACUUUACAGAAGGAUUUGUGAUACUCCUACACAAUCACACCGAGACUGUUUGUUUUUUGUAGGUGAUGCGUGUUUUUUUUUUUUCCCUAGAACAAUAAUUAUACAGAUUUAGAGGUUGGCAUUCGAAUACGUGUGACCCGAAUAUUUUAUAAUAAAUAAAUAAAAUGAAUGUUAAGUAUUUUUAGUACCUCAAUUAGGGAUGCACUGAUCUGACUUGCUCCAUGCCAAUUAAAGUUUUUGAUAUCGUCUAAUACCGGACCCUAAUCCAAUACUGAUAUUGUAGUACCGUAGGCGACAUGAUUCUGGCAUCAUGUUGACAAGUUUCAUCCCAUGGACACAUGGAAUUCAUGUCUUUUCUGUCAACGUGCUGUGUGUGCACAGCAACAAAUAACAUCGGUGAAUUGGAUCUGAAAAUAUAUCCAAUUUGAUGCAAUACUGAAUCAGCCUUUGAGGCCAGUAUCUGCACCAAAACUGAUCCGAGGUCAGUAUCGGUAUACCUCGACACCGUACAUUUGCCCUUGGAUGUCUAUUGUAAGUGAGCUUUGAGUAAUGAGGUGUUCAAUUCUCAGUGCAGGGGGGGAAAUGUAAAACUUGUCUGUAGUAAUCACAUGUACACUACAAAUGUGGAAGAUUAGAAAUUUAGAUUGAAAAAAAUACUUGAGUAUUCAUUUAAGCUGAACCUAAGCCUUCCUAGUAUACUGCUGUAUGGUGCUAGAGUUAAAUGCAAAGUUACUGAUGUCAAAUUCCUCAUUUGAUUUUUUUUUUUUUUUGUAUAAUCUUUGCCUUUAUACCAUUCUGCUGGUCCAACCAACCAUCCUGUGAUGAUUUCUAUGCAUCAUUUUCCCAUAUCGAUGUUAACUAUUUACAACCCCUGAGUGCUGAGUCUCUCACGCACUGCUCCAUGAAUAAAGUUUAUUGAAAGCUGUUGUAGAUACUUACACAAACCGGUCUUGCUUUUCUCUGUGAAAUAUGGAAUGAAGGAAAUAUUGGUGCUUAUUUGCCCCCUGUGAAUAUUUUCUGAACAUUCAUAGCAGCCUGAUCCUGCCAUUUCACAGCCUGCAAAUAUCCUGGAUGCUCCUUUUGGUCAUUCUCUGGUUUCCUUGUUAACAUGUUUAAUCUUGACAUUCAUUUUGUCAGUGCUGUUUGUGCAAUAAAUAACAUUUAAAACA